CUCAUUACCAUUUCGCAAAGUGGUGAUUUCAAACGUUCGAUCGAAUAAGAAAUGAUGGGAAGAGGAGAACAAGGUCAGAUUCCGAAUCCCGCUGUGCGUCGUUUCAAUCGUUUCAAUCGAUUACUGUAAUGGGAGCAAUUUUGAUGUCUGCAUUACUCGUCGCAACCUUCCUUCUCCUCCUGGAUGUGAAUCAUGUUUUCGCAGUCAGAGCGCAGGUGUCACAUAUAUCUGCAGCACUUCAAAGAGAAAGAAAUAUGCAUACCCCGCUGUAUGACUGUCCACAUUGUAUUGACAAGCAGGAUCAGAGCAACACUAGUUCAACUAGUCGUCCAGAUGUAAAGGAUAUUGACAUAAUCGUGACAUACAGUGACCAUUCUGGUGCUGUUCAAGUUAGGAGUAUCAAGUCUGGUGAUCUAUCUGCUUCAUGGGUAUGGAAAAGCCCUGGUGAUGUGACCCAUGAUCUAACAAAGAAUUCACUGUCUCAGAUAGUACAUGACCCAAUUCCACCUAAAAUGAGCUCUAGAGACAUUGUUGAAGAUUCUAGCAAUGAUCAUCAAUCUGGAGUUGAAAUGCCUCAAACACAAGCAUCCCCCAUGCAUCCAGUGAAACUUAAGAGACAGAUGCUACGAAGGGAGAGGAGGGAGAGGCGAACUGCUGAUCUGAUCAAGCAAGAGAAAGAGAUUGAUAACCAGAUGCAAGAAGCAGCCAUUGAACGAGCUAGAGAGCUUGACACCACUGUUAGGGGUAAAUACAGUAUAUGGAGGAAAGAAUAUGAAAACCCCAACUCUGAUUCCACAGUAAAACUUAUGCGAGACCAGAUCAUAAUGGCAAAAGCUUAUGCAACAAUUGCCAAGGCUAAGAACGAGACUAUGCUGUAUAACUCUUUAAUUAAACAUUCUAGAGAAAGUCAACUUUCUAUACAAGAAGCAACAACUGAUGCUGAACUUCAUCCAAGUGCGCUUGAUCAAGCAAAAGCCAUGGGUCAUAUUCUUGCUACAGCAAAGGACCGUUUAUAUGAUUGUGUUACCAUAGCAAGAAAGUUGAGAGUCAUGCUUCAGUCAAGUGAGACUAAUGUAAAUUUGUCAAAAAAGAAGAGCUCGUUUUUGAAUCAGCUAGCGGCAAAAACUGUCCCCAGACCGCUGCAUUGCAUUCCCUUAGUUCUCACAACAGACUAUCACCUACGUAACUAUGAAGGGAAAGAUUUUCCUGGCAAAGAAAAACUUGAGGAUCCUUCUUUAUACCAUUAUGCAAUCUUUUCUGAUAAUGUACUUGCGACAUCAGUUGUGGUGAACUCAACAAUGUUACACGCAAAAGAGCUUGAUAGACAUGUUUUCCAUAUAGUCACAGAUAAGCUGAAUUUUGCAGCUAUGAAAAUGUGGUUUCUAGUCAAUGCUCCAGUUGGUGCGGCAAUUCAAGUCCAGAAUGUGGACGACUUUACUUGGCUGAAUUCAUCCUACUGUCCUGUCUUACGCCAGCUUGAAUCUUCACGCAUGAUAGAAUACUAUUUCAAGGCACAUCAGUCUUCAUCACUAACUGCUGGCUCUGACAAUCUGAAGUAUAGGAAUCCAAAAUAUUUGUCAAUGCUUAAUCAUCUUAGAUUUUACCUUCCUGAAGUGUACCCAAAGCUGGAUAAGGUAUUGUUUCUGGAUGAUGACAUUGUUGUUCAGAAGGAUCUGACACCUUUAUGGUCUGUCAACCUGCAAGGGAUGGUGAAUGGUGCUGUUGAAACCUGCAAGGAAAGCUUCCAUAGGUUUGACAAGUAUCUCAAUUUUUCUAAUCCAAAGAUAUCCGAGAAUUUUGAUCCAAAUGCAUGUGGCUGGGCAUUUGGCAUGAAUAUAUUCGACCUGAGAGAAUGGAGGAAACGUGACAUUACUGGAAUUUAUCAUCAUUGGCAAGAAAUGAACGAAGACAGGACUCUAUGGAAACUUGGGACACUGCCACCUGGCUUGAUUACUUUCUACAACUUGACCCAUCCUCUGGAGCGAAGCUGGCAUGUCUUGGGAUUGGGAUAUGAUCCUGCCCUCAACCAAACUGAAAUACAGAAUGCUGCCGUUGUCCAUUACAACGGGAAUUAUAAACCAUGGUUGGAUCUUGCCAUCGGAAAGUACAGAUCUUAUUGGUCCAGAUAUGUCAUGUUUGAUAAUUUCUAUUUACAACUUUGUAAUCUUAACGAAUAAUAAUAGAGAACUCAAUUUAUUUUUUUCUUUCUUCAAAAUUCACAAUUCACACACACGUUCUCUCUUUUACUGUUGUCGUAUCUAGACCGAAAGGAAAAAUUCAAGUCUUUGGCUAAGAAUUCUCAAA
Molecule: messenger RNA, 2304 nt
Organism: Erythranthe guttata (spotted monkey flower)
Lineage: Eukaryota; Viridiplantae; Streptophyta; Magnoliopsida; Lamiales; Phrymaceae
Gene: GAUT3
Product: galacturonosyltransferase 3
Molecular function (GO): polygalacturonate 4-alpha-galacturonosyltransferase activity
Source: RefSeq, a predicted model, not a curated record